AAAAUAACGCAUAGAGAUGAUGUCAACACAAAACUGACAUCAACGUUUUGGUUGACGAGCUGAUAGCUUUAGAUUAUUCACAGAAGUUUGUUGAUGAAGAGGAUGCCAACAGCUUAAUUUGCCAUGUAUGCAGAAUAAUACCAGUUUAUGAGGAACAGAUAUCAGUGAAAGUGUGCCAGAUUAUACACAGCCUGACGGCAAAACAGCAACUGUCACUGGAGGAUGAGGUUCUAUGGAACGCCACAGAUUUCCUGGUGAAGGCGGUACAGAGGAUAUCCCACUGGGCCACCGCCGAGAUUCUCCAGUCACUGGGAGCUGUGGUGUAUGAAAAUGUGGACAGAUUAGCUCAGUUUCAUGAAGUGCUACUUGGGCCUCGAGGGGUUCUGAUUCCACUGAUUAAAGAAGAUGCCACCAGUGAGGAUAUUCUUAAAGGAGCGGUUCAGUGUGUGGAGAACCUGACUUUCAGAGUGUCCAGUGAGGAAUAUAUGGAUGACAGAUAUGCUGCCCUGUGUUUCCAGAUUUUAUUGGAACUUUUACAUAGAGUACCUGUUGCUAACAUGGAGCCAGGAACACAGUGCAAGAUUUUGAUUUGCAGUUUGAGAGGGCUACACAAUUUGUUGACAGCAACCAAAAUAAUGCCAUCUGAAAACCUGGGACCAUUGUUAGCUGGAAUUAGGGUGUUUAUGUUUCAUGGUCUGCCUGGUGCUCCAGUGGCUGUACCAGAGAGUCUAUACCCCACCCCCCUCAGUCAGUAUGACCCCUCCCCAUCAAGCCCCACAAAGUCAGAGCCACAGACUAAUGACUCCUCAGCAAAGUCUGGAGGCGUUAAAAAGUACAAAAAGAAAAAGGCAAAGAAAGGAGCAGAAACAAAUCGGAACACAACCUCAAAAUCACCACAGGAGAGGGAGGAGAAUGAGAAUGAUGAAACAGAGAUGACAAGAGCUAAAGCUGCAGAGGCAGUAUCUUCCAGACCCAACUGGGCAAAAAUCAGCAGUUCAGAGUCGGAGUAUUCUGACACUGAGGGAGGUCAGACUUCAAGGUUGAGGUCACUGCAUGCCAAAGUCAGACAAUGUGCCCUGGCUUGUUUGCACACAACGAUAAAGAGCAUCAAUAAGCGAGUAAUGUUUGGAUACUGGUCGUCAUUCAUACCUGACUCCACGGCAGCUGGUAAUAGUCCUCAAGUCCACACACUUUUUACCGUCAUUCUGAAAGAUCCCUCACCAAAGUGCAGAAUGGGAGCUCUUGCAGCUUUGACAGCUCUUAUUGAUGGCACAAAAACUCUGCUGGCAACUGCUGAUGACAGUGACCAGAAGUUUGCCACAUUUGUUCCUUUUUCGGCUGUAUUGGGUUCUACAAUAAGAGAGCUCCACCGAUGUCUUCUGCUAGCGUUAGUCUCCGAGAAUAUUCCUCUGACUCUAACACAGCUUAUCAAGUGUGUAUCCACCCUGAUUACCAAUGUACCUUACUCGAGGAUGAGACCAGGGCUACUUAGUCGGGUUGUUAAACAAAUCAGAAAUUUCAUUAGCUAUAGGGAUCCUAAUGUGAGAGUGGCUUGCUUGACAUGCCUAGGAGCUGUGGCAGCCAUACAGCCCCCUCUAAUGGAGGUCUGUCACAUCAUCCAGUCAGGCCGUCCGCACAGUCAGACAAGUGUCAGUCGCGACACCAACCCUCAUCUGAGUGGAGACUCGGGAAUCAGCAGUGGUAACCAGAGUAACUGUUCUCCUAAUGCUGAAGCAGGCAUGAUGGAGGAGGUCAAGGACAUUCAAAACUCAUCCCCAGGAAUGGGGAGCCCUAUGGGUUCAUCCUCAGGGGUCCAGACCCCAGUGUUCUCAGACAUGAGUCUACAAGCUUCUGCCCACAGUGUAUCUUGGCUGGUGAAGUUAUGUGUGAGGAACAUACUGCCCAGUGUGGGGGAGAACGGAGAACAUACGGAGCCUCUACCUGUAAGACUGGAGUCCUUACAAGUCCUAGCUCACCUGGGCAAAGGAUACUUCCCAAUAAUCAGAAACAGUCUACCUGUCCUACAAGAUCUGAUUCUCAAGUGUUAUGCUGAUCCAGAUCCUGUGAUUCGUCUUCACACAUCAAAGCUUGUGGAUGAUCUGACUCAAGCUCUUCAGAGAGAAGUACAGGCAAGGGAUGCAACAGAUUCCUCAGGCAGAUUAACUCUGCAACAGGUGACAGAUUUCUGGAUUUCACUGUUGAGUAUAGCCAUUGCUAACAUUCUCCAGUCCGAGCCAAAUUGUGCAGUGAAGGCCACCACCUGUGACUGUGCCUCCAACAUAGGACCAGAAGUUUACGCUGCCCUACCAAUUGACAAAAGGGUGUUGUGCAUCACCUUAAUUCUGGGAUUAACGUCAGAUGAAGAUAAAAUAGUACGAUCCUCGGCCCUUAGGACCAUUGGAGUGUUUGUACUGUUUCCUUGUCUUAGAGAGGAUGUGUGCUUUGUAGCUGAUGCUGCUAAUGCUAUCUUGAUGUCUAUGGAGGACACCUGUUUGAAUGUCCACUUUAAGACUGCCUGGUCCCUAGCUAACCCCUGUGAUGCUCUAGUCUUAAACAAGAUUGAUGGUGAUAAUGACUUCAUGAAUGACUUCUCUGACAUGCUGCUACAGAAGCUGUUUAGUACCUCCAUAAAGGCCUGUCAGGACAGUGACAAAGUCAAGUCUAACGCAGUCAGAGCCCUGGGAAAUAUCCUCAGAUAUCUACCAAUCAGGAGCCUCGGCAAGAGUUCUUUCAGAACAUCUGUAGAGGAUGGAGUCAAAGCAUUAAUAAAGAACAUCAGCAGUGGAACAAUGAAGGUAAUAUGA
This is a messenger RNA of Saccostrea cuccullata (small rock oyster), 2804 nucleotides long. Its product is annotated as HEAT repeat-containing protein 6-like. Bases 486 to 2804 code for a protein of 772 amino acids. The record is from RefSeq and is a predicted model, not a curated record. The transcript is spliced from 19 exons. NCBI's taxonomy places the organism in Eukaryota, Metazoa, Mollusca, Bivalvia, Ostreida, Ostreidae.